AUGCACGGCACACAGACACCCUUUCCUUCUUCCUCUGACCGAGACCAGAUUGCCGCAAUGCAUAGUCUCGGGAAACAGCGGCCUCCCUCGUCCAUGAGGGACAUGUCCGAUUCGAUGACAGUGAGGAAUGGCGAUGCAAAAUGGAAGAAAUCGCCAACAGUAGUCCAAACACCUACCAAUCACUCUACCCCAUUUGUUAACCCGUUUAGUAGCCGUAUGGGAAGCAAUCUGCGCGGUGGAUCACGUCCACAGGGAGUCAACAACAGUGGGCGUACUGUUCUCGAUAUUUCUCAAUCAAAGAAGCCGCGGAUAGACACCGAAAAGCAGCAAAUGACCGCACCGCUUGGACCGAUUCCUGUGAGGGAGUUCUACCCAAAACCAAACGGGAUGGGGUCGAAGAGUACUCGAUCUGCGGGUCCAUCUAGUAACGCCAUGCCUAGUACGUCGAAGGAUGUCAUCGAGGUGCUCGACGACGAUACUCCUGAUAUUGGACAACGGGUAAAACGGCAGCCUCAACGGCGUGUCAAGGAUCGGAUUGGUGAGAGUCCGGAUCCCCUGGACUCGCUCACCCCCGAACCAUCGCAUUCCAAGUUCUCCAACGACCUCCAUGAUUUCGAAACGUAUUCACAUUCUGCGCCAUCGCGCCGUUUUCCUCGGGACGGUGAUCAUACGCGUCGUCUCCAGGAACGGAUACAAACGCGCAAGGUGGUGCAAGUAGAUGACGACUCGGAUUCUAUAGAGUCCACCUCUGGGUUUCCACUUCCACCAAGUGGUAAUACUGCUCCGCCUUCGGGAAAGUCACUGUUUGUAGCGGGAAACGUAAAACAGAAGGUUGAAAGCUUCGAGAAAUCGUCUAAACAGCCCCGACGACUCGAUUUCAAUGAGAUAGCCAAGGUGAAAGCCAAUGUGAAGGGUAAAAUGAAAUCAAAGUCCAAUCUUCCUCAAAAACUGGACCCUCUAAGCGGCAUAUCUGGUUUUGAACACCACAAGGAAUCAUCUGCGAGGAAGAAUCAGAUGCGAUCAUCGGAGGACAUCAUAUUGCCACUUGAACAAUGGUCGCGAGGUUAUGAACUCUUUUGUAAUCAAGACGAAGCCAACAUUGCGCCUUCGUACUGGCUGACACUUUCACCCGACUCUCGACUUCUCGCCAUUCGUGGGGUUUCAAGUGCCCCAGAUCCAACGAAAGGCAGACCCCUACACGAAUUCAGAUUAGACAGGGAUAUUGACACAUUCACGUAUUCGACCCCAUCACAGAAGGGCGAGCCAAUGAUCCUACGUAUAAAACCAUCAGCUAGAAACUUUAAGUAUGCGUCGCCCACAGACAAACACAAGCCAGGAUCCAAUCAAGACGACGGUUUCAUAACUUUCAAAUUUAUGACGCGGCACCCGAACUGGCAAAAUGGAGAUCAAUAUUCUAAGCUCUUGGAGACUUUGAAAGUCGCAAUCCGUAAAUCUGAAGUAGUAACUGGCUCAGGUUCUAAGUCUGUGUGGGAAAUGGUGCUCAAUGCAGCGCAUCUCAAAGAACCAGAGAUUGAGAGGAAAGGAGUCGCUGCUUUCGCGCAUGAGCGCGAAGACAUGGUUGCUUCUUCAUCAAAAUCCGAGGCUAAACCAAAUUCUCGACCUAAGCCACAAGCUGCUUUCAAGGGUUCGACUACAUCAACUCUUCCCGGCGCACGUCCAACAAGGCAAUCUACUAGACUUAGUGCUCAUUUCGAGCUGAAAACUGGACUCGAGACUGAACCUGAGCCUGAGCCUGAGCCUGACGAAUUGAUACUUGUAUAUCCGCCAACCGGGCCUGGUGCUAUCAACAUAUACAAGAGCGACCUCAAGCGACUGGACGAAGGCUCUUAUCUUAACGACACACUGAUUGAGUUCGGUCUUAAGCUGUGGCUGGCUGACUUAAAGGCUGACGACCCGUCAUUUGCAGAGCAGGUUCAUGUGUUCAGUUCAUUCUUCUACAAGAAAAUCAACGUCAAGGAUAAGGACGAAGGCUAUCAGAGCGUUCGAAAAUGGACGUCUAAGUUCGAUAUCUUUCAGAAGAAAUAUAUCGUGGUCCCAAUCAAUGAAAACUUUCAUUGGUACCUAGCGAUUAUCUGCAAUCCAGAAUUUGUUCUGGUGCCUGCCCCAGUAUCUGAAUCAGCCCCAAAACCUAUGACGAGGAAACGAAAACGUGAAGACGCUAGCGUUGACGCGACGACACCUGAUCGCGAUGCAAGGCACACUAAUGCCCGACCACGCUCCCCCGAGAUCAUACCUGAUUCGAACCCGACCAGCCCUCAACGCUCGCCACCUCUAGAUAGCGAAGGAGACGUAGAGGACUUGUUGCACGUCACACACUCUUGCACGCUCAGUGACAAUAACCUCUUGUUCUAUCCCGAAGACUUAACUUCAGUCGAUCAGUCAAGUAUCUCGGAGCCGUCUCACAUUAACAACACAGAUGCAAUGGACGUCGAUUGUAUGGAGCUCCAGUAUCCUACGUCUCCUUUGCGACAGCCAGAUAAUAUGGAUGUAGACGAGGUUUCGAGUCUGUCAACACUUGUCGAUAGAGAGAAGACUGAGAUCGAUACCCAUGAUGGAUUGGAAACGAGCCUUAGAUCCAGAUCAAACAAUUUCUCGCCUAUCAGAGUUUCCAAAUUCUAUGGCAAGGGCUCUUCAUCGCAGAAGGGAGAGAAGGCACCAAGAGCAUCGACUGGUUCGAACCAAGAAUCGCGGGAGGACGGUGUAGAUGAACUUGAUGUAUCCGCAGACACGUCGGGUCGCGAGAAUACCACAUAUGUAUUUAUCUUCGAUUCGCUGGGCAGCAGGCAUCCGCAGGCUGGCAAAACGUUGUCCAGAUACCUGCAGCUGGAAGCCAAGGACAAGAAGGGCAUCAAUGCCUCUGAAGCAAAGUGGAAGAACGCUUUAGUUCCAAGUCAGCCCAAUUAUUGCGAUUGCGGAGUAUACGUACUACACUUUGUGCGGCAAUUUCUGCGUGCCCCGGAUACCUAUUCCAAUAUCAUCUUAUCCCUGACGUCCAAGAACUACCCUGCUAGGGAUCGUAAGACGCACUGGAAGGAUUCUUCUGUCAAAGGUCUGAGAGAAGAUAUACGAGGUCGUAUUCUACAGCUGUCGGAAACAUGGAAGAGCGAUCGUGGUACGAAGGUCGGAGAGAAAGAGACUGCAAAGGCAAACGAAGUUGGUGGCGCAACUUCGAUGAAACACGGCGAUUCGGACGACGUAGUUGUCAUACAAGAUUAA
Molecule: messenger RNA, 3237 nt
Organism: Fibroporia radiculosa
Lineage: Eukaryota; Fungi; Basidiomycota; Agaricomycetes; Polyporales; Fibroporiaceae
Exons: 15
Coding region: 1-3237 (1078 amino acids)
Biological process (GO): protein desumoylation
Cellular component (GO): cytoplasm; nucleus
Molecular function (GO): SUMO-specific endopeptidase activity
Source: RefSeq, a predicted model, not a curated record